Zychaea mexicana is the source of this 432-nucleotide messenger RNA. RefSeq lists its product as uncharacterized. Lineage: Eukaryota; Fungi; Mucoromycota; Mucoromycetes; Mucorales; Lichtheimiaceae. The transcript has 2 exons. The record is from RefSeq and is a predicted model, not a curated record. The coding region runs from base 1 to 432 and encodes 143 amino acids.
AUGUCGACUACUGCAGCAGCCAAUUCCGUUGAACAAGAAAUUGUCACUGGUGGCAGCAGUAGUCGUGGAUACAAGUCGUUCUUGAAACCGGACCCGCAUCAAACAUCUGCGUUACAAGAAGCUGCCAAAGCGGAAGUCUACAAACUCUCUACAGUCAAUGAUUCAGGCGUGUUCCUGCCGCCCUCACCAAAACUGGACAGCAAGCGAGACCAUUGGGUCGAGCUGGACGAAGAAGCCUUGGCCUUCCGUUUGCCCAGUCCAGAACGUCUGACCACAUACGGCAGCAACGACAAGAAGCAAUAUCCCACAUUUUACACACCAUCUGCAGUCGUAUUUCCACGUCCUUCGUCAGUCGACACUACCACCGAAGACGAUGUUCCUUCGCUUAUGACCGAUCUCUCCUCUGCCCAAUCAACGUCUAACGUUCUUUAA